CUGAGAUCUCUCUCUCUCUCUCUCUCUCUCUCUCUCUCUCUCUCAUCAUACUCAAGAGGAGAGCAGUAGUUAUGGACCAACAACUGUCCCGGAAUUCUUCAUCCGAAAUGCAAAAUAAUGUGGCUGCAGACACCAUGGAACCAGAUCAGAACAACAACUUGGAGGGUGUGAAUAAUGAAUACUGGAGAUACAUACCACUAAAUAAAGCUGCACUCAGAGGCGACUGGGAUGCAGCAAAAAGAUUCUUUGACCAAGAUGCAAAUGCGAUCACAGCCCCAAUCACUAGCUUUUCCGAGACAGCGCUCCACAUAGCAGUCGGGACUGGAGAAAGGGCUAUACAUUUUAUGGAGAAGUUGGUGGAGUUGAUGCCAGUGGAGGCCUUGACAUUGCGUGACAGUGUUGGUUAUACCGCCCUUCAUGUGGCUGCUGUGGUUGGCAAUAUGAGGGCCGCUGUUGUGUUGGUGCAAAAAAAUCCUGAUUUACUCUACAUUCACGGCUAUCUUGACCUAUUACCGCUCCAUUGUGCUGCUCUAUAUGCAUGUAAAGACACCCUUUUGUUCUUAUUGACCGUUACCAAGGAUGAUCACGUGUCUAGGCCCUUCUCAAAUAAAAAUGUUGUUCGGCUUGUCAAUUUGGCAAUCUCCUCCGGAUUCUAUGAUGUAGCCCUCAAUCUGGUGGAACAUUAUCCCCAAUUAGCUAAAUCAAAAGACGACCACAAUGAGUGUUUCUUGCAAUGCAUAGCUAGAAAGGGAUCCGCAUUCCCCAGUGGUAGUCACCUGAACUUUUGGCAACGCGUUAUCUAUUGUUAUGUUCCCGUGAAAUUGGAGACGAACCCCAUCAAAUAUCCCCCCAGUGGAGGCGACCUUGAGAAUCCAGCUGCUGCUAACAGAAGAUCUCAAGCAUUGAUUGGGCAGAAGUACAAUUGGAGUAUUUGGGCUCAAAUUUUGAAGGACUUCUCCAUUUUCGGAAGCCAACAAUUGCAGAUCAUGCUCUGGAAAGUGUUUAAAUUUUUGGUGCCUCCCGUCAAACACAUCCAAGAGCAAAAACAAAUGCAUCUUGAAGCACUUACACUACUCAAAUGUGUAUGCGAGGAAAUUAGAUCUUCAAAUGACUAACGCUUACAAAUUUGCCAAAGAUGCAGUUAUUCUUGCAACAAGGUUAGGGAUUCAUGAGGUUAUAGAAGAGAUCGUGGAUUCAUAUCCCGAGUUAAUUUGGACGAGGGACAAUGACAAUCAUAACUUAUUUCAACGAGCAGUUUUAGAUCGCCAUGAAAAUGUGUUCAACCUCUUAUAUCAAAUGACUGAUCAAAAAAAAUGGGUUACAAAGUUUCGAGACAAUCAUGAGGACACUAUUUUGCACUUAGCCGGAAUAUUGGCACCUCGAAGAAAACUCGAUCUUGUUCCUGGUGCAGCUUUGCAGAUGCAACGUGAGUUACAAUGGUUUGAGGAAGUGAAAAAACUACUACCGCCUAAUUACAUAGAGGUGCGAAACAACGCUGAAGAAACAGCUGCAAUGGUCUUCUCACUAGAGAGCACAGGGAUUUAAUAGUGGCAGGACAGAAAUGGAUGAAAGACACUGCAAACUCAUGCACAAUUGCGACAGCACUCAUCGUCACUAUUGUGUUUGCAGCCGCAAUCACUGUUCCUGGUGGCAACUAUGACACCGGGCUCCUCAUUUUCUCUAAAAAGACAGCAUUCAUUGCCUUUGUGGUUUCAGAUGCAAUCUCUCUCUUCACGUCCACCACUUCUCUGUUGAUGUUCUUGUCCAUCCUUACUUCUCGCUAUGCUGAAUCAGAUUUUCUCCAUGUUCUUCCCAAGAGAUUGAUAAUUGGUCUGUUUACUUUGUUCCUAUCCAUAACAACCAUGAUUGUGGCCUUUAGUGCCACACUCUAUCUUGCAUUUGGGCAUGAUAAGCUGUGGAUGCUUAUUCCGGUGGCCGCAUUAGCCAGUUUACCGGUCACGUCUUUCGUGUCACUCCAAUUUCCCCUCCUUGUGGAUCUCAUAUCGUCGACAUAUGGUCCUGGAAUUUUUGGCAAGCGAAGUGAUCAGCCCUUUUACUAACAUGAUUUGCAUUUGUAGGAAAGAUAAGAUUGAUUGUGGUAGUUUGUUAGAAGACAAAGUCAAUUGGGUGGGACUUGAUGAGAGAAGACAGAUAAGAAAUGAGUGAGGUGCUUACGAGUUAGUGGGUGAUCAGAUGUUGUGAAUGUGUUUGAUUAAUGGUUAUAUUGGUAUUGAAUUAUUGUCGUAAAGGUUUUGGGCGCGAGAGAGAGGGGUCUAUGUCAUGU
This is a messenger RNA of Rhododendron vialii, 2284 nucleotides long. RefSeq lists its product as uncharacterized. The transcript has 7 exons. Bases 72 to 1115 code for a protein of 347 amino acids. Gene Ontology annotation, molecular function: protein binding. The record is from RefSeq and is a predicted model, not a curated record. Lineage: Eukaryota; Viridiplantae; Streptophyta; Magnoliopsida; Ericales; Ericaceae.